CCAUUUGCUCCGCCCUUUAUCUUUGCACACUCCUUCUCUCUUCUCCUGCUUGCUCCAUCCUCCCCCUUCUCUCUCAUCUCGGACAAAGAGAGGGAGCCCAUAUCCACUACUGUUGUUUGCCCAUCAUCUGCAUCAAGUACAACCGUCGGGGCCGGCCAGCGCAGUGACUCUCGCUGCGGUCACCUCACGGGGUUUCGUCGUCCUGCGUUAGGUUACAUCGGCGAUUCUUGAUGGGAGUGGCAUGGGAGUGAGUGCCUGCACUGCCACGAGCUAAAAUAAAAGAGCUUCCCGUGGUGACCGAGCACACUGCAUUUGGCAUUCAUCUCCUUGAAAUCAAGUCGGGGAUGCAAAUUUGUUUCUGAUUUUGUUGAUGAGUUCUUGCUGUUGGAGUGGAUUGUUGUUCGCUUAAUUUUGUCUUGGAUUUUGGCGAAAGAUGAGCAUACCGCACCUGUUCCGGUGCCCGAUCAGCCUGGACAUCUUCACCGACCCGGUGACGCUGUGCACGGGGCAGACGUACGACCGCCAAUGCAUCGAGCGCUGGCUCGCCGACGGCCACCGCACCUGCCCCGUCACAAUGCAGGCCCUCGGCGACGCCACCGCGCUCGUGCCCAACCGCACCCUGCGCCACCUCAUCGACCGCUGGCUCUCCGCAGCCACCACCGACCAGCACCACCACCUCCCGGACUCGGAUCCGUCGCUCGCGGCGCUCAAGCGGUGCCUCCUGUCCGACGCCACCGCCGCCGCCGCCAAGAUCGCCGCGCUCGAGAAGGUCAUGGCGCUGGCGUCCGAGUCGGACGUCGGCCGCGCGUGCAUGCUCCAGCUGGGGUUCCUCGGCGUGCUGCUGCCGCUCGUCUUCCUCGCCGCGCCCGCUGAUCGCCGCCACGGGGAAGCGGAGGAGCUCGCGCUGCAGUGCGCGCUCAGCCUCAUGCCGUCCAGCCCCGCCGCGCCGCAGCUCGACUGCCUCAACGUGCUCAAGAAGGAGGCCAGCCUGGCGUCCUUCGUGCGGCUCCUGGAGCGAGGCAGCGGCCGGGCCAAGGCGGGCCUGUGCCGCCUCCUGGAGACCAUCGCCACGGCGACCGCGACGCGGGACCUGGCGCUCAUCGUCGCCGCCUCGCCGCGCGUGUGGCAGGCGCUGCUGCCGCUGCUGCAGCGGCAGGACGGGCCGGCGGCCUCCGACCCGCGCGCCUCGGAGGCCGCGGUGCGCGCGAUCGCGGCGGUCUGCGCCACCGAGCCGGCGCGCGGCAGCGCCAUCCACCACGGCGUCGUCGGCGCGCUCUUCAGGCACCUCACUUGGUGGGCGUACGGAAAGGGCGGCGGCGCCGUGUCCAGCGCGCUGGCGGCGGUGGAGGCCCUUGCUGAGACCGAGGCCGGCCGCAGGGCCGUCGCGCGCGCCCCGGGCGCGACGCGGGUGCUCGUGAGACACGUGUUCAUGAUGUCGUCGGCCAACGACGGCAGCGAGCACGCGGCGGCGGCGCUGCUGGCUGUGUGCCGGGAGUCGCGGGCGGCACGGAGCGAAGCCGUCGGCGCCGGGGUUGUCACGCAGUUGCUGCUGCUGCUUCAGAGCCAGUGCGGCGCCAGGGCAAAGGCCAAGGCGCGGGCGCUGCUCAAGCUUCUCAAGUCCAGGUGAAUUAGAGCUGGUUAUUUAGUAGUAUGUUGGAGUUAAGGAUUUAGGUAUUCUUGGAAGCUGUAAGUUUCUGCGUCAAGAAUGUCUGACAUUGCCAAUCUAUGUAACUCUAUUGUAAGGCCGGAGAAGAUGGAUUUGGAACUUAAUGUUGGAGUUAAGGAUUUAGAUAUUAUUCGGAAAAAAAAAGGAUUUAGAUGUUCUUGUAAGCUGUAAGUUUCUGCGUCAAGAAUGUCUGCCAUUGUCAAUCAAUGUAACUCUAUAAAUUGUAAGGUCAGAGACGAUGGAUUAAAAGAUCAA
This is a messenger RNA of Lolium perenne, 1921 nucleotides long. The record is from RefSeq and is a predicted model, not a curated record. NCBI's taxonomy places the organism in Eukaryota, Viridiplantae, Streptophyta, Magnoliopsida, Poales, Poaceae.